Salvelinus sp. IW2-2015 is the source of this 1097-nucleotide messenger RNA. Its product is annotated as dihydropteridine reductase. Gene Ontology annotation, cellular component: cytoplasm. NCBI's taxonomy places the organism in Eukaryota, Metazoa, Chordata, Actinopteri, Salmoniformes, Salmonidae. Gene Ontology annotation, molecular function: 6,7-dihydropteridine reductase activity; NADPH binding; NADH binding. The record is from RefSeq and is a predicted model, not a curated record. Gene Ontology annotation, biological process: L-phenylalanine catabolic process; tetrahydrobiopterin biosynthetic process.
UCCUUCCUUCUCUCUCGUCCGUUCUCUUUCCCUCUCUAUAUAUACUGUAUAUAUCUUUCUGUCGGCGUUAGCUGUCGCGUUUUGUGAACUAAUCAUCAUUGCUAAAGCUUAUAGUAAAGAACGCAUGGCUGCCAAUCGGGUACUCGUUUACGGAGGAAGAGGCGCACUAGGUAGCAAAAUUGUUCAGCACUUCAAAUCCAAAGGAUGGUGGGUAGCCAGCAUCGAUAUCGUUGCCAAUGAGGAGGCAAACGCGAACGUGCUGGUGAAGUUAUCGGAGUCAUUUACCGAGCAAGCAGGGCAGGUGACAGCAGAUGUGGCACAGUUGCUAGGGGACCAGAAAGUAGAUGCCAUCUUGUGUGUGGCAGGUGGAUGGGCAGGAGGAAAUUGCAGCUCAAAAGACUUGUACAAAAACACAGAUAUGAUGUGGAAGCAGAGUGUGUGGACCUCUACCAUCUCCAGCCACCUGGCUGCUGUGCACCUGAAGCAAGGGGGACUGCUGACUCUGGCUGGGGCUAAAGCAUCACUGGGUGGCACUAGUGGCAUGGUGGGCUAUGGCAUGGCCAAGGCAGCAGUCCACCAGCUCUGUCAGAGUCUAGCCGGAGAAGACAGUGGGAUGCCCCCUGGAGGUGUGGCUGUAGCCAUACUACCGGUAACCUUGGAUACGCCGAUGAACAGGAAGUUCAUGCCUGAUGCAGACUUUGGUUCCUGGACACCGCUGGAGUACAUUUCAGAAACUUUCUUCAAUUGGGCCACUGGUGCAGAUCGUCCAGCAUCGGGCAGUCUGAUGCAGCUCACCACUGUGGGAGGCAAGACACAGACCCUACCCACGCAAUAGAGGAGAGGGAGGGAGAGAUAGACAAUGAGAGAGCGGGAGAGAGGGCUAGUGAGCGGAAUGGUUGGGAGAGACUGUGAUAGGGUGGGUCGGGAGGGUUAAAAUGAGUCACAGGGAGAAAGAGGGGAUGAAUGCUUGGUUGAAGAUGUUCCCUCUAAGAGCUAUUAUCAGUAUCUCAUAACAAAUUGUUUUGUAUUUUUGUGUCUUUUUGAUGUGGUUUUAAUAKCUCUGUCUCAAUUUGAAUAAAACUCCAUGUGAAUCAUAA